This is a messenger RNA of Sorghum bicolor (sorghum), 1932 nucleotides long. RefSeq names its product ubiquitin-like-specific protease 1C. Gene Ontology annotation, biological process: proteolysis. The record is from RefSeq and is a predicted model, not a curated record. Gene Ontology annotation, molecular function: cysteine-type peptidase activity. Lineage: Eukaryota; Viridiplantae; Streptophyta; Magnoliopsida; Poales; Poaceae. Bases 1 to 1932 code for a protein of 643 amino acids. The transcript has 15 exons.
AUGGUGCGGAAGCGGAGCGACAUCGACUGGUAUAGCGUGUUUUUGGCUGCCUUUUCUCACGACGGCGCGGUCGACGCCGACUCUGACUCCCCCGCGCCAGGGCCGCAAGCCCCCACAUCUCCAGGCGGCCGCCAAAGGUUUGAGGAGCCACACAGCGAGUUCGAGCGGCGCUUUGGCUCCGACGCGCUGGUUGAUGACGAGCCGCACUUCCGACUCACCCGUGCGACGACCAAGGCUGCUGUUAGUUUGGGACCAGAUGUGGAUGUUCCUUCUGCUUCUAAGGGCGUCGAUGAUUUCAGUAAGAUUCCUACACUUGCUGUCGUUAACAUUUUUAACCUUGCACAUCAGCGGAUGGUUAAAGUUGGAUUCAGAGAAUUUGGGCUCAUGUCAUGGGGUCCAGUAGAUGAGGAUGAGCAGGAGGAACAUGUGAGCCAUGAACACUGCUCGAAGUCAUCUCCCAAGUUUAGUAGGGAGAAGAAGAAUGAUGGCAAGCUACCCAUGAAUAAAAGGAAAAGUCAAGGCCAUGGUGGAAAAAGGAAACCUCCCAUGAACAAACGGAUGACUCAUGCCAUUGAUCCAGAGGAGUCUGAUUAUAAAAGUUCACUUCCCAGUAGAUUCUCUGAGAGGAGGAAGCAACAACUUCAGAAUUCAUCUUCUGUUCAUUCUCGAAAGGUUCAAGAUGUGGUUCUAUUGGAUGAUGAAGAUAUGAAACCUAAGGAAGAAGUGAACUGUGAGAUGUCUGACAGACUGAAUGAACCAGAGAUCUACUACCCAUCAAGAGAUGAUCGAGAAGCUGUCAAGAUCACCAGAUCUGAUAUUAAAUGUCUUGAUCCUCAAGUAUUUUUGUCUUCACACGUGAUAAACUUCUACAUCAAGUACAUCGAAAGGACCAGAUUGUGUAAUGAAAAUUUCAGAGACAAAUUCUACAUAUUCAACACAUAUUUUUUUGGAAAGCUUGAAAAAUCAUUGCAUCAGCCGAGUGACUUCCCAAUGUUGAGAAGAUGGUGGAAAAGUGUCAAUAUAUUCAAUAAUGCAUACAUCAUCUUGCCUAUCCAUGGGAAGGAGCACUGGAGCUUGGUAAUCAUUUGCCUUCCUCCAAAAGAGAAAAUUUCAGAACCAAUCAUACUUCAUCUGGACUCCCUAGGGAUGCAUCGCAGUAAUAAGAUCUUGAACAUAGUUGCGAGGUACAUUGAAACGGAAUGGCGCUUCUUAUCCGUUGCAGACCCAGCAUGGCCGUGUCUUCUAAGUGAUAUACGCAAGGAAACUGUCCAGGUUCCACAGCAGAAUAACACGUACGACUGUGGUAUCUUCAUGCUUUAUUACAUUGAACAGUUUAUAAAAGAGGCACCAGCAAGGUUCACAGCCGAUAAACUCGACAUGUUUAGUCGCAGUUGGUUCAAACCAGAAGAAGCAUCUAGUCUAAGGCAGAGAAUAAGAGACCUACUGCUAGUAGAAUUUGAAACUGCCAGGCUGGAUCAGUGUUGCAGAAUCAGUGUUGCAGAAUCAAGGGAGAGAAUAAAGGGCAUCGGUGUUGCAGAAUCAGAUGAAGCAAAAGCAACUGGGGAGGCCAUCGGCAGCACGCCAAUUUUGGAUGCAGUUAGUGACAGCGGUGUCAAAAGAUUGGAGGGGAAUGAGGACGUCACUGGUAGUAGCAUGCCAAUUCCAGAUGCAGUUUGUGAGAUCACUGGGACCAAGGUGUGGAUCAAAAGAGUUUACAGACCAACAAGUGGUACAACGUUGGAACCUGCUUUAGUUGUUGCACGCAGCUCUUGUCCUGCAACUGGUGUUGCUGCUGCUGCUGAAGAACAAGAGGAGCCGGCAGGAGAAGAGGCGCUGGAUGCUGUGGAUCAGGCUUCGGGCUCUCGGCACAAUGGGAGGCCUAUUCGGAAGACAAAGCCCAACCCCAAGUGUGUUGGUCCACAAUGGGCGUAG